Molecule: messenger RNA, 1464 nt
Organism: Cryptomeria japonica (Japanese cedar)
Lineage: Eukaryota; Viridiplantae; Streptophyta; Pinopsida; Cupressales; Cupressaceae
Product: probable aspartyl protease At4g16563
Exons: 1
Coding region: 1-1464 (487 amino acids)
Biological process (GO): proteolysis
Cellular component (GO): extracellular region
Molecular function (GO): aspartic-type endopeptidase activity
Source: RefSeq, a predicted model, not a curated record
AUGAAAAGCUGUUAUUCGUCUGCCAUUAUAGUUUUAGUGAUACUAAGUUUUUAUGUUCCAUGGAUUUCUGCCCAUGAAAAAAAUGAAGUUGAGGGUACAUUGGUACUAGGUCUUACAAGAAAUAAAUUGAAGUCAGUGUCAUUAGAGUUUGAUACUGCAGAUUUGCUUAGGAUUGCACGUAAUAGAAGUUCCAUGAGGUUCCAUGCUCUCAGGAAAUCCAACUAUUAUAGUUUGUUUAGUGUGUUGGAGCCUCUAAGUAUUUAUGAGGAUGAUUAUGUGAUGCCCCUUAGGAUAGGCUCCCCUCCCCAGAUAUUUCAGGCCUACAUGGACACUGGCAGUGACCUUGUGUGGGUGCCAUGUUCGCAGAGCUCCAAAAAAGAUUUCUUUGAUUGCAUAGAAUGUGAACACAAUUCAAUCAUUCCCACCUUCUCCCCAUUGAAUUCACUAUCUAGUAGUCCUGAACCCUGCACUAGCCAUCUCUGUUUGGAUAUCCAUACUUCAGACAAUGAGUAUGAGCCAUGUGUAGCUGCUGGGUGUCCUCUGAGAGCCCUCCUGGAGGGCUCCUGCUCACGCUCAUGCCCACCAUUUUCAUACAAAUAUGGGGAUGGCAUAGUAACAGGUGCCCUAAUGAAGGACCAGAUAAUGCUUCAAGGCCUCCCCUUCCCAAAACAGUCCUACAAUUUUGUUUUUGGGUGUGCAGGUGCUACCUUCAAUGAGGCAGUUGGAAUUGUAGGGUUUGGAAAGGGUGCCCUAUCAUUCCCUUCACAGUUGGCCUCUCUUUUGAGCUAUAAGGGAUUCUCUUACUGUCUAAUAAGCUAUCGUUUUGAACAUAAUUCUAAUGUUUCCAGUCCUUUGAUAUUGGGUGCAUCUGAAAUCAUUUAUGGUGGAUUAAUGCAAUAUACCCCCAUGCUAGACAAUCCUAUGUAUCCCAAUUAUUACUACAUUGGUCUAGAAGGAAUUAUCAUCAAUAACACAUAUCUAGAGGUCCCAUUGAGCUUGCAGGGAUUCGAUUCAGAGGGCAAUGGAGGUAUGAUUAUUGACUCUGGAACCACCUAUACCCAUCUUCCUGAAAAGUUUUAUAAACAAAUUCUCAGCACUUUACAAGAAAUAAUUCCUUAUUCCAGAUCUCAUGAGUAUGAGAAACGCACUGCUUUUGAUCUCUGCUAUCAGACCACCGCCUCACAAAACCAGCAAAGUUUCCCAACUAUAUCAUUUCGUUUCAAAAAUAAUAUCACCAUUGUUUUGCCUUCUGAGAAUCACUUCUAUUCCUUUUCUCCUCCGUCUGUGUCAUCUAAUAAUACUGCUUUGAAAGUGCAUUGUCUGCUGCUUCAGAGUAUAGAGGACGUUGGCGUUGGGCCUGCUGCAAUCUUUGGCAACUUUCAGCAGCAAAACUUUCAAGUUUUCUAUGAUUUGGAGAAGAUGAGAAUUGGAUUUCAGCCAAAGGAUUGUGCGGUUUCUGCUUAA